AUUCAUUUCGACCGCCGAUCCGACUUACCGAUUCGAUUCUUGGCACUCCUGCCCCCGAAGACAGCGCAUCCCUUUCCCGCCGAUCCAGCGAGGGCACGAAGCGCCCGGCGACGCCGGCGGCCAAGCCGGCGUGCGGCUCGAAGAAGGCCAAGCACAAGCAGACCCAGGAGGCUUGCCACGCCAACAUCCCGCCCGAGGACCUCCAGGCGCUGAUCUCCACCUGCACCGCGGCCCUCAUGAUCGCCCACGGCGAGGGCAGGGGCUACAUGGAGGGGAGCUCCCUGAGCAAGCUGCUGCAGGCGGAGGAGCCCGAGGUGGUGGCCCGAGCGAAGGCCACCCUGGGCGGCAAAGGGUGGCUCAGGGCCGUGGUGGACAUCAUGGACGAGGUCACGCAGGUGCUGGUCGACGGCAAGGGGGAGCCCUGCUACUGCCUGGCGGAGGUGGCCCCCGCCGACGGCCGCCUCGCCGCGGCCGACGCGGCGAGGCCCGCGCGGGAGGAGCCCUCCGCGGGCGACCUGGACCCGCAGCACGCCGCCGCCCUGCUCCGGACGAUGGCGGCCGCCCUGCGAGGAGACCCAAAGGGGUACAUGUCGGGCAACGAGCUCCGGAAGCUUCUCGACGAGCGGCACCCGGAGGUUGUGAAGGAGGCUAAGGCGUGCCUGAAAGGCAAGGGCUGGCUCAGGAAGAUUUUGGAGUCGGAUGGGCGGAUCUACACAGUCGAGGUCCAGACGGUUGGCGAGCCUUGCUACACGCUCAACGCCAAUUUCUCCGGUGGGACCCUGCUGAGCCCCAGCUCCGCGGCCGUCUGCCAGCCGAGAACCGGCGCCCCCGCCAACCUGGCCAAGCUGGACGAGAUCCAGAAGGCCACCCUCCAGGCCGCGGCCGCCUCCGCGCUCGACGUUGCGGAGGAGGGGUUCCUGCCCGGAUCCACGCUGUCGAAGCUCAUGGCGGAAGCCCACCCCGACGUCGUGUCGGCGGUGAAGUCCGCGCUGGGCGGCAAGGGGUGGCUGCGAAAGCUGUUGUGCGACCAGCCCGAGCUGGACGUCGUAGAGGUGAGCGCGCCUGGCCACGGCGAACCCUGCUACGCCAUCCGCGACAGGUGGGACAGCCGGCCUGUUCGGGAAGGUGGCCCGCCCUCGCGAGAGCAGAGGCCAGGCACGGACCUCCAACGCGAGCUGCCACCCUUUCGAAGGGAUCCCAACAUGGCGGCCAUGUCAUGGCCUCGCCUUCGAGGAGCCGGUGGGCCACGGUGAUCAUGCUGCAUCCUCGAGGGGCUCUGCCCCUGUCUUGUGAGCUGCGGUCUUUUUGGUGUGCUUGCCCGACGUGGGUUCGACGCAGAUUCGGCGUGGACCCGACUCGGACCGGACGCGGCUCAGAUGCGGAGGUGACACGGACUCUGCGCGGAUGGCGGC
Molecule: messenger RNA, 1412 nt
Organism: Prorocentrum cordatum
Lineage: Eukaryota; Dinophyceae; Prorocentrales; Prorocentraceae
Source: the annotation of a GenBank genome assembly